GCGUUUGAGACCCCUCGGUGACCAGUUUAGUUCUGCUUGGCAUUCGAACCGCACGGAGAGAUCAUGUGACAGAAGACACCGAGGAUCCUAGCACCUCGAUCCAGGAUCUCAGACGCUUAACGGAUAGAGAUCGAAUCGAGAGCUCGCUACGGGACAACGGUGUGUUCGCGUGCGCGCGUGUGUGUGAGUUUUGCGAAAGUUAUCCCUUUUCGUGCACGCGCGUUCGUUAAUAAAAAAAGAACUGAUAACCGAUUAUUCGGUGAAAUCGUCCACCAUCCACCAAUUAAUUCCCCUCCUCGCAACUCGAAUCCAAAGAAAGCAAGAACGCGGUUUCCCUGCUGAGAUUAUCAUCCAACUGCAAACUCCUUUUUUCUCCACGUCUCUCCGAAUCUGAAGAAAGUAGGAAGUGCACAACCGCGGAUAGCUCCCCGUAAAAGGCCGUCCAGGAUAUCGGCUAGCGAGUACCGCUCUCCUUUCCAGUCUUCCGCGGAACACAUCACGGAUGAUCGCCCGUAAAGGCGUAGAGCUUCGGUCUCGACACGUCGCGCAACACGCGCGCUUCGUUUAAAUCAACCGAGUGCGUCGCGCGUUUCUCGCAACAUGGAAACUGUGUCUCUUCUCAAAAACGGAUGAUACUCUUUUUUCAAAUAAAUCAGUCCAGUGUUCGGAAAAAGAAUAAGUCUCCGAAGGUGAACAUCUUUCCAACGCAAAGUCGUCGAAGGGUAAACGCGUAUUAGGCGAUGUAAAUCCACUUCCUCCGCUCGCGUUAACGAGUAAAGUGGUGUGCACCGUCGUGUGCGUUCGACUGUUCCGGCAGUGCACGCUUCGAAUGACACAUGUGAAACACGCGCAUACAUAUACACUAGUAGCAGUGUGGAGCAGCGUCGAAGAGGGUCGUUGACAGCUGCGAUAAAUGUACCGGUACGUUCGAGCGUAGUGCCGCUUUUCAGACUUGGAGGUAAAAAGCAUUCGCACCUGUCCACCCCAUCCGUGGACCAACGUUUCGUUCAUCCAAUCGUGUUCGGAUCGUCCCCGUGUUCGUUCGAAGCAUAGGGUCGUCGAAAGGACCGCGGAGGGCAGAUAUGAGGUCGAGUGGUCCGCGCGCGAUCUAAGAAUACCGCGAGUGGAAUCAUUGAACCGGGAGCUUCCUUUCUUUCCACGUGUCGGCAGACAGAAAGAAAUAAAUCAGAAACUUUCUCUGAAACGGUCGGCCCCGGGCGGCGGUUUGUAAACUAUGUCGGGAGACACCACGUCCGACGAGGAGGGAUCGCAGGAGGACUCGCCGCGAUACGACAUCGACGAUUUGGAGAUUAUCAAAACUAUAGGUACGGGCACCUUCGGCAGAGUGGUCCUCUGCAGGCACCAAGGGUCCCCGAUGGCCCUGAAGAUUCUUUCUAUGGUAGACGUGAUCAGAUUGAAGCAAGUGGAGCACGUGCGGAACGAAAUCACAGUUCUGAAAGAAGUCAAGCAUCCCUUCAUCGUGAACAUGCUCUGGAGCGGAAGGGACGAAGCGAGGGUGUACAUGCUACUGGAAUUCGUAGCGGGUGGCGAGCUUUUCUCCUACCUGAGGGCAGCUGGCAGAUUUUCCGGGCCCACUAGCUGCUUCUACGCAGCCGAGAUCGUCUGCGCUUUGGAGUACCUUCACAGCAAGCACAUAGUUUACAGAGAUCUCAAACCCGAGAAUCUCUUGUUGGACAGCCAGGGCCAUCUGAAAAUCACCGACUUCGGAUUCUCCAAGAAGCUCACGGACAGGACGUGGACUCUGUGCGGCACGCCUGAAUAUUUGGCGCCCGAAAUAAUUCAGAGCAAAGGACACAACAAAGCGGUGGAUUGGUGGGCGCUCGGGGUUCUGAUCUACGAGAUGCUGGCUGGUUUUCCGCCAUUCUUCGACGACAAUCCUUUUGGCAUCUACGAGAAGAUACUCAGCGGCAGGAUAGAGUGGCCCAAACACAUGGACCCCAUUGCCAAGGAUCUGAUCAAGAAGCUCCUGGUCGCGGACAGGACGAAAAGACUGGGAAACAUGAGACAAGGGGCUGACGAUGUCAAGAGGCAUCGUUGGUUCAAGCUGGUCGAGUGGCCAUUGGUACCUCAGAGAGCUCUGACACCGCCGAUAAGACCGAGAGUGAAAGCGCCGGGCGAUCCAAGCUGUUUCGAUGAUUAUCCUGAAACAGAUUGGCGUUCGCAGCCUCCUCUGCCACCGGAACAGCUCGCUCUGUUUCAAGAUUUCUAAGAGUAACAUCGUGAUUUUCUGUCUUUGCUGAGUAAAUUAUUUUGCGGAAGAUCGCGAGCACAAAAAUUAAAUACACAAUUCGUCGAGACUGCGUUAACCGGCGCCGUGAUCCGUACAAAAUCGCGCAUUGACGCGAGCUUUCUUUAUCAUUUUGUACAUAUUCGUUUUGUAUUUCGUUCUGCAUUAUUUAUUUGUACGUAGGAUAGACGUCUUCGUUGUUUUGAUGGUUCUUUUUUUCUCGUUUAAAUCGUUGGUUCAACGAGACAUUGUAAAUAUGGAAAAAUUGCUCGAGUAGAAGGAGAAAAAAUGGUCUUCGAAGCAACGAUGGAAAAAAGUGACUCUAAUGAUAUUCGCAACAACGUUUGGACCAGAUGAAAUAUAUUACGAUAAAUUGCUUCCGUAUAUAAGCACGAUAAAUUAAAUAUUCAAUAUUAUUUCUCGAUAUUGGUACCACUUAAUAUUGCCACGAAGACCACUUUGGUAAUUACCGAGGACAAAUUUCGUAGUUAAAAAUUGUGCAAAUCGAUGGGCAGAACAGGGUUUCAGUCGAAGCGACACGGACCACGCGAUGUUAAGUUAAUUAACCGUUGCGUGGCCGCGUCGACGUAUGUAUGUUCCUUCUAAUACGUAAGCGAUACAGGGAAGUGUCGACAGAAAUAUAUAAUUUUUUAAGAGGACACAUGUAAAAUAUUGUAACAAUGUGUAUGUGAUACAGAUCGGAUAAUAAUAAUAAUCGAUACGUGCACUUUUUAUUAAA
Molecule: messenger RNA, 2987 nt
Organism: Hylaeus volcanicus
Lineage: Eukaryota; Metazoa; Arthropoda; Insecta; Hymenoptera; Colletidae
Gene: Pka-C3
Product: cAMP-dependent protein kinase catalytic subunit PRKX
Exons: 5
Coding region: 1235-2230 (331 amino acids)
Biological process (GO): protein phosphorylation
Molecular function (GO): protein serine/threonine kinase activity; ATP binding
Source: RefSeq, a predicted model, not a curated record